CUCCUCGUUCAGCAUAUUAAUCGUCCUCUCAACUUGUCCAUCUUCCGUCACGGUUUGGCAUGGAUACGACUCCGUACGACUUCCCGGAUAUCCGCAAGAAGCUCAUCAAGGACGACCAGAAGUUCAAGAAGCAGUACCAGGUUGUUGACCGGCCUCCUGUGACUGACCACGACAUAAACGAGGAGUAUCUCCGGGACCCACCAAACAACGAGCCCGCAGAGACUACCACAGAUUACAAGGCGCGUGGGCUGAAGAGGGGCGCACGGAAGGUGAAUACUAAACAAGAGGACGUGAGGAUCACGAAAGAGUCAGCAUUAGGCACGACGGCGAACGAGAGCUCAAUCUAUCCGUGAGCAGUUGCUUGGAUUGGCCAGGCUGAGGAGGACUUCACGCAAUGUACGAAUAGAUGAGUGGGCAUACUUAAAACUCUAAAUAAAGGACUUUCUU
Messenger RNA from Laetiporus sulphureus 93-53, 447 nucleotides. RefSeq lists its product as uncharacterized. The record is from RefSeq and is a predicted model, not a curated record. The transcript has 2 exons. Bases 60 to 353 code for a protein of 97 amino acids. Lineage: Eukaryota; Fungi; Basidiomycota; Agaricomycetes; Polyporales; Laetiporaceae.